AAUUGAUGUCUACUUAAUAAAACAAAACUGUACACCAUGAGUUUAUCCAGAGGAAAUACUAAUAGAACGAGACCGCAAAAACACCAAAACCGGGCAGCUUUCAAGAACGAUUUGCAUGAUACGAGCCACAAAACUAAAUUUAUAAAUUCUUUAGAAAUACGUGGUGUUUGUCAACGAUGCAAAAACAUUCUCGAAUGGAAGAUUAAAUAUAAAAAAUAUAAACCACUUGCAGUGCCUACAAAAUGCACGAGUUGUUUAGAGAAGACUGUAAAACACGCAUAUCACGUUUUGUGCUCCAAAUGUGCUUCUGAAAAAGAAGUUUGCGCAAAAUGUUGUCAAAAUAUAAAUAUAGAAAAACAAGAAGACAAAAAAACUGAUAUUUUGGGUAAAUUAAGUGGUUUGUCAGAAAGAAAGCGUAGAACAGUUCUUAGGUAUCUCAAAAACCAAGAAGAUGGUACUCAGAAAAAAACGCCAGCAUCAAUUAAAACUAUUGAUGAAAUAUUAUCACAGAUGGAUAAAAUGGAUUUGAAAAAUGAUGAUGAUGAUUUUAAGUUUUCUAGUGAUGAAUAUAGUGAUUCUGACAGUGUACUUGGAAAAUAGUCUAGUACCAUUAAAAUAUAUAUAUAAAAACGUAAA
Molecule: messenger RNA, 636 nt
Organism: Bombyx mandarina (wild silkworm)
Lineage: Eukaryota; Metazoa; Arthropoda; Insecta; Lepidoptera; Bombycidae
Source: RefSeq, a predicted model, not a curated record